Myotis lucifugus (little brown bat) is the source of this 2031-nucleotide messenger RNA. RefSeq names its product cyclin dependent kinase 15 (gene CDK15). NCBI's taxonomy places the organism in Eukaryota, Metazoa, Chordata, Mammalia, Chiroptera, Vespertilionidae. Gene Ontology annotation, molecular function: cyclin binding; ATP binding; cyclin-dependent protein serine/threonine kinase activity. The record is from RefSeq and is a predicted model, not a curated record. The coding region runs from base 23 to 1342 and encodes 439 amino acids. Gene Ontology annotation, biological process: protein phosphorylation. Gene Ontology annotation, cellular component: nucleus; cytoplasm; cytosol. The transcript has 14 exons.
UCCUCCUUGAGCCUGGAAGACUAUGGGCCAGGAGCUGUGUGCGAAGACUCUCCGGCCCGGCUGCAGCUGCCAUCGCUGCUGGGAGGGAGGCGAUGCACGCAGCUGUCAGAGGAGAGCGCCCGAGAGGACCAGGACCGAGGCUGCCAUCCAGCUAACAGACCUCAAAGAAGCAUCACGUUCCAUGACUUCAUUUCACCCCAGGGGACGUCAGGCUGCCCAUGCCCGGAAGUGCAAGAGUAAAAGGCCACGCAGUAACAGUGAGUCUUUUCAGGAAGAGGAUCUGAGGCAGGGCUUUCAGUGGCCCACGAAGAGCCUCCUCCCUUUUGGGGCAGCCUCAUCCUACUUGAACUUGGAGAAGCUGGGUGAAGGUUCCUAUGCUACGGUUUACAAGGGGAUUAGCAGAAUAAACAGACAACUAGUGGCUUUAAAAGUCAUCAGCAUGAAUGAAGAGGAAGGAGUCCCAUUUACAGCCAUCCGAGAAGCUUCGCUUUUGAAGGGUCUGAAACAUGCCAAUAUUGUGCUCCUGCAUGACAUAAUCCACACCAAAGAGACACUGACGUUCGUUUUCGAAUACAUGCACACGGACCUGGCCCAGUACAUGUCCCAGCACCCGGGCGGACUGCACCCUCACAACGUCCGGCUUUUCAUGUUUCAACUUUUGCGGGGCCUGGCGUACAUCCACCACCAACACGUUCUUCACAGGGACCUGAAACCUCAGAACAUUCUCAUCAGUCACCUGGGAGAGCUCAAGCUGGCUGACUUUGGUCUUGCUCGGGCCAAGUCCAUUCCCAGCCAGACCUACUCUUCAGAAGUUGUGACCCUCUGGUACCGCCCUCCUGAUGCUCUGCUGGGAGCCACUGAAUAUUCCUCUGAACUGGACAUAUGGGGUGCCGGCUGCAUCUUUAUUGAAAUGUUCCAGGGUCAACCUUUGUUUCCUGGGGUUACCAGCAUCUUUGAACAGCUGGAGAAGAUCUGGGAGGUGUUGGGAGUCCCUACCGAGGACACCUGGCCUGGAGUUUCCAAACUACCUAACUACAAUCCAGAAUGGUUCCCACUGCUUAAACCUCAGAGCCUUCAGAACGUCUGGAACAGGUUGGGCAGGAUUCCGGAAGCCGAAGACCUGGCCUCGCAAAUGCUGAAAGGCUUCCCUAGAGACCGCGUCUCCGCCCAGGAGGCCCUGGUCCAUGAUUAUUUCAGCUCCCUGCCAUCUCAGCUGCACCAGCUUCCCGACGAGGAGUCUUUGUUUACAGUUUCAGGAGUGGGGCUGAAGCCAGAAAUGUAUGACCUUUUGGCUUCCUACCGGAAAGGUCACCGCACAGGCCACUUUAGCAAAUGCUGGUGAAAAGGAAGGGCAACAUCGCCCAGAUCCUUCAGAUCCCUGGCAGGAAGGACAACGGGACAGACGGGAGCGUGACAAUGGAAAGAAUUCAGAGUCUGGGCUUGUGCUUACGGAAGCCUGUCACUCCUGUGUUCACUUACAAUUCCUCCCAACAAAAGGACUUCUGUGGCAAGGAGAGGAUUCGUCUAAGGUUUAAAACAGCCUCCAGAGAAGAUGGUUUCUUGGAUAAAGUUGUCGACCAAAGGACUUGCUUAAGACUCUUUGUUAUGAUUUCCUAGGGCACUCCUUCCCUCGCUUCCUGCACCAUCAAAACACUUUACCGCCCCACCCAGCCAGAUUUUAGGAGUUUGGAUUGAGCUGCUGCUUAGAAUUAAAUUUCAGUUUAUCUCCUUCUAUUGAAUCCUAAUUGUCUGUGAUGAUUGCAAAAGUGAUGAGGAACCUAAGCUCUGAUUUGAUGGUGGAGAUACUGGGUAAACAGAUAGGAGCAAAGAGUUCCAAAGACGUAAUUCAAAUGCUGUUACACCAUCAGACAUGCAUGCAUAUGUGCACACAUGUGACCCUGAAAUGAAAUGGGAGGUUUGUCUCGACUGACACAUGUAUCAUCUUCUUCAAUGACUCCUUCUGAAAGAAGCCAGGACAACUCAAAUUACUUUGUCAAAGGAUCAUCUACUCAGGAAAUGUGGUAGCCUGGA